AUGGAAGCGGUGCUGCUAGAGCACUUCCCCGGGGGGCUGGACGCCUUCCCAUCUCCCUACUUCGACGAGGAGGACUUCUUCACCGACCAGUCCUCCCGGGACCCACUGGAGGACGGAGAGGAGCUGCUAGUGGACGAGCAGGCCCAGGUGGAGUUCCUCAGCCACCAGCUGCACGAGUACUGCUACCGCGACGGGGCGUGCCUGCUGCUGCAGCCUGCGCCCUCGGCGGCCCCGCACGGGCUCGCGCCGGCGCCCUCGGGGGGUCCGGGCGAAUCGGAGGACGGCGGCGGCUACUGCUGCGAGGCCGGGGCCACCCCCGGGGGCUUCCCGUACUCGCCCAGCUCGCCGCCCGCGUGCCUGGCCUACCAGUGCGCGGGCGCGGCCGUGCUUUCCCCCACGGCCCGACUGCGGGGCCUGAGCGGGGCUGCGGCGGCGGCCGCGCGGCGCCGGCGCCGGGUGCGUUCCGAGGCGGAGCUGCAGCAGCUGCGCCAGGCGGCCAAUGUGCGCGAGCGGCGGCGCAUGCAGUCGAUCAACGACGCCUUCGAGGGGCUGCGCUCGCACAUCCCCACGCUGCCCUACGAGAAGCGCCUCUCCAAGGUGGACACGUUGCGCCUGGCCAUCGGCUACAUCAACUUCCUCAGCGAGCUGGUGCAGGCUGACCUGCCGCUACGCGGCGGCGGUGCAGGCGGCGGCGGGGGGCCGGGAGGCGGCGGGCGCCUGGGCGGGGACAGCCCGGGCAGCCAGGCCCAGAAGGUCAUCAUCUGCCAUCGGGGCACCCGGUCCCCCUCCCCCAGCGACCCGGAUUAUGGCCUCCCUCCCCUCGCAGGACAUUCUCUGUCAUGGACUGAUGAAAAACAACUCAAAGAACAAAAUAUUAUCCGAACGGCCAAAGUGUGGACCCCAGAGGACCCCAGAAAACUCAACAGCAAAUCUUUCAACAACAUAGAAAACGAACCCCGCUUAGAGUUGGUGUCCUGAGAAGCUCUGCACUGACUGGCCUGAGGAUCUGAUAAUGUCUGUGCAUAUUGUACAUGUAAAAGUCUAUAACGUAAAUGUAAUUUAAGAAUCACAUUUUUCUAAUGGCAAUCAACUGUUAUUUAUCUAUUUAUUGUCUUGUUGAAGUAAUGAAAUAGACAAGCUCCUUUUAAAUAUAUAAUUUAUAUAAUUUAUCCUGAUUUUCUAAAAAAAAAAAUAUGCAAUAGUCCGUGAUUUCCCCCAGCACCUUUGGCAGAGCCCUGCAGUGUUGGAAGACCUGUAGCUAGAAAACUUCCUGUUAAUUUAUUACAAGAUGUGGUUUAUUUCUAAGCGAUGUUAAUAAAUGCUAUUUACACCAUUUC
Condylura cristata (star-nosed mole) is the source of this 1337-nucleotide messenger RNA. RefSeq names its product pancreas specific transcription factor, 1a (gene PTF1A). The transcript has 2 exons. Gene Ontology annotation, biological process: regulation of transcription by RNA polymerase II; developmental process. NCBI's taxonomy places the organism in Eukaryota, Metazoa, Chordata, Mammalia, Eulipotyphla, Talpidae. The record is from RefSeq and is a predicted model, not a curated record. The coding region runs from base 1 to 978 and encodes 325 amino acids. Gene Ontology annotation, molecular function: DNA-binding transcription factor activity, RNA polymerase II-specific; RNA polymerase II transcription regulatory region sequence-specific DNA binding; protein dimerization activity.